Rhodotorula graminis WP1 is the source of this 1068-nucleotide messenger RNA. RefSeq lists its product as uncharacterized. The transcript is spliced from 4 exons. The record is from RefSeq and is a predicted model, not a curated record. The annotation marks the transcript as partial. Gene Ontology annotation, biological process: regulation of DNA-templated transcription; nuclear pore organization; NLS-bearing protein import into nucleus. Gene Ontology annotation, cellular component: nuclear membrane; nuclear pore central transport channel; nuclear pore nuclear basket. Lineage: Eukaryota; Fungi; Basidiomycota; Microbotryomycetes; Sporidiobolales; Sporidiobolaceae. Gene Ontology annotation, molecular function: single-stranded DNA binding; structural constituent of nuclear pore; phospholipid binding.
AGUUCGGUGGCGGCAAUCACGGCGCAGCGGGCGGGUUUGGUGGGUUUGGCGCGAGCGCGGCACCGGGCGCAGGGUCGGGCGGCGCAGGGCAGGGCUACGGCAGCCCGUUUGGCGGGCAGGGCGCGAUGCAGAGCUCGACAGGAGGCGGAUCGGGCACCCCUGGAGCCAAGCGCAACUACCUGCCGGGUUACCUCUCGGGUGGAGCGGCCACGCAGCAGGCCGAGUCGACGCCUCCUCAAGCCGCAGCCGACGACCGCUCGUGGGACUCGCCCGCGAGGAGGACCUCCGUCUCGGGCUCGCCCGUGACCCGGUUCGGCGGCGGGAGCCUCUUUGGCGGUCGCGACAGCAGCACGCCGUCCAAGUCGCCCAAGUUUGCGCCGUACACGGCCCCUCCGCGAGCGAGCGCGUACAAGCACGAGGUCGAGGAGGACGCGCCGCCGGUCGCCUCGCUCAACGAGUACGACGGCGCGGACCAGUCGGGCCUGCAGACCGACUCGAGCAUGAACGGCUUGAGCCGCUCGCCCGCCAACGACCCUACCGCCUCGCCUUUCGCCUCGUCUUCCGUCCUCGCCCACCCCGGCUCGUCCACCUCGUCGUCGUCCAAGGGCUACGCCGUCCACGUCUUUGGCUUCCCGGCCUCGGCGCUCGAGCUCAUCCUCGAGCACUUUGCCCAGUUCGGCGACGUCCUGUCGUCGUCGCCGUCGACCGAGGGCGGCAACUGGGUCACGGUCGUGUACGCCCAGCCGUGGUCGGCCGCCCGUGCGGCGCGCAAGAACGGCGACGUGCUCGGCGGCGUCCUCAUGGUCGGCGUCAAGGCCGUCGACGAGGACGGGCUCAAGCGUGCGCUCGCCGGCGGCGAGGCGAGCGGUGAGACGAGCAGCGCGCCGUCGCGGCCCCAGUCGGCGCCGGUCGGCGCAGGAGCGACGCCUGGCGGGUCGUCGGGCGUCGGUCGUCCCGCCAACGUGCUCGGCCCGCAGGCGGCGUUCAAAGCGCAGCCGACGCCGACGCGCAAGGGCUUCCUCGGCCUCGGCGGGACGCCAGGUGCGGCGGCGACGAGCGGUGGCGGCG